Sinocyclocheilus grahami is the source of this 3897-nucleotide messenger RNA. RefSeq names its product protocadherin beta-9-like. The transcript is spliced from 5 exons. Gene Ontology annotation, cellular component: plasma membrane. The record is from RefSeq and is a predicted model, not a curated record. Gene Ontology annotation, molecular function: calcium ion binding. Bases 1 to 3897 code for a protein of 1298 amino acids. NCBI's taxonomy places the organism in Eukaryota, Metazoa, Chordata, Actinopteri, Cypriniformes, Cyprinidae. Gene Ontology annotation, biological process: homophilic cell-cell adhesion.
AUGGAAGCCGCAGGACAAAGGCGCAAAUGGGAGUGCUGGUGGAUUGCUUUGUGUUUCUGUUUGCUGCUGAGGUUUGGGCUGCAGGCUUCAACUCAAAUACGAUAUUCUAUACCAGAGGAGGUAAAUGAGGGAUCUAUUGUGGGAAAUAUCGCAAAGGAUUUGGGUCUUGAUACGAAUACUCUGGUGGACAGGCGUUUCCGUAUCGUCUCUGGAUCGAAAGACGCUCUUUUUGAGGUAAAUCAGAACAACGGUGAAUUGUAUGUGAGUAAGAAAAUUGACAGAGAGGAGUUGUGUGAUGGAAAUAGCGCGUGUCUGAUAAAUCUGAAAAUCGCCGUUGAAGAUCCACUUGAAAUACAUUAUGUUGGAGUAGAAAUCGCAGACGUGAAUGAUCACAGUCCUCGUUUUCCCGAGAAAGAACAGCAUUUUGAAAUGGCUGAAAACACUAUUGAAGGUGCACGUUUCGAGCUCCAAACUGCAAGAGAUCCUGACAUUGGAAGCCAUUCUAUUCGGCUUUAUAAAUUAGCAAAGAGUAAUUUUUUUGAGCUAGAAAUGAGAGAGGGUGACGAAGAGGAAAAUAAUCCAAUUUUAGUCUUACGUAAACCUUUAGACAGAGAGAAAAAUUCAGAGCAUAGACUCGUGUUGACUGCUGUGGAUGGAGGCAUCCCCCCAAAGUCAGGUACAUUGAAUAUUACUAUUACUGUUCUUGAUAUCAACGAUAACCGCCCUGUAUGUAGUAGAGAUAUAUAUUCAGUAACGCUUCCAGAAAACACACCUAUAGGGACAGUAAUAGCACGCGUAAAUGCCACUGAUUCUGAUGAGGGUUUAAAUGGGGAGGUUAUUUACACUCUGGGAAAAACUAGUAGACGAAAAGUUCAUGAAAUAUUUAGCCUUGAUAGCGUAACUGGCGAAAUUCAGAUUAAAGAUCCAAUCGAUUUUGAGGAGAGCGAGAUACAUAGAUUGACCGUCCAGGCUACGGAUAAGGGUCAGCCACCGAUGACCACUGACUGCAGAGUCCUUAUAAAGAUCACAGACGAAAAUGAUAAUAAUCCCGAGAUAGACGUCACGUCCCUUUCUAACACAAUUUCCGAGAAUGCAAAACCUGGAACUGUAAUAUCUCUGAUUAGUGUAUCAGAUAAAGACUCUAGUGUUAAUGGCAAGGUUGUUUGUAGUCUUUCAGACAAUGUUCCGUUCGAGUUAAAGCCAUCUGUUCAGGAAAACAUGUAUUCUUUAAUUACUAAAGAACGCUUGGACAGGGAAUUUACCUCAGAUUAUAAAAUCACAAUGAAAGCCAGUGAUUUAGGUCAACCGCCUCUCUCUUCUUUUAAAACUGUUACUGUGCAGGUGGUUGAUGUUAAUGAUAAUAAACCAGAGUUUGUCAAAAAUCCCCUCGAGUUGUAUUUAUUGGAAAAUAACACUCCUGGUGCAUCAGUAUUCUCUGUGAGCGCGUCAGACAAAGAUCUUAAUGAAAAUGCCGCGAUCUCAUAUCAGAUAGCUAGAGGAAAUGGAACCGAGAGUGAUAUGUCUUCAUUUCUCAGUAUUAACCAUGAAAGUGGCGUUAUCCAUGCUCUUAAAAGUUUUGAUUUUGAAUCUGUAAAAAAGUUUCAGUUCCAAGUUGUUGCUACAGACUCUGGAACUCCGUCUCUGAGCAGUAACGUGACAGUGAACGUGUUUAUUCUGGAUCAGAACGACAACGUUCCAGUGAUCUUAUAUCCAGUCAGCGCUAACGGUUCUGCUGAGGGUGUGGAAGAGAUUCCUCGUAAUGUGAACGCAGGUCAUUUGGUGACUAAAGUCAGAGCCUAUGACGCAGAUAUAGGAUACAACGGCUGGUUAUUAUUUUCACUGCAGGAAGUUAGUGACCACAGUCUCUUUGGUUUGGACCGCUACACAGGACAGAUAAGGACCCUUCGCUCAUUCACAGAAACAGACGAGGCCCAGCAUAAACUGCUCAUACUGGUCAAAGACAAUGGGAACGUUUCACUCUCAGCGACAGCGACUGUGAUUGUCAAAGUUGUGGAGCCCAAAGAGGCUUUUGCAGCUUCUGAUGUGAAAAACUCAGUAAAAGAUGAGGAGGAAAACAACGUGACAUUUUAUUUGAUCAUCACUUUGGGCUCGGUUUCAGUGCUUUUUGUCAUCAGCAUCAUCGUGUUGAUUGUAAUGCAGUGCUCUAAAUCGACAGACUAUUCGUCCAAGUACUUACAGGACACAAAUUACGACGGGACUCUGUGUCACAGCAUCCAGUACAGAUCUGGAGACAAACGGUACAUGUUAGUUGGACCCAGAAUGAGUAUCGGCUCUACUAUAGUCCCGGGCAGUAAUGGAAAUACUCUAGUGAUCCCAGAUCGCAGGAGGAGAGAUUCUGGAGAGUUCCACGUUCUCGCUACAGACUCUGGAACUCCGUCUCUGAGCAGUAACGUGACAGUGAACGUGUUUAUUCUGGAUAAGAACGACAACGUUCCAGUGAUCUUAUAUCCAGUCAGCGCAAACGGUUCUGCUGAGGGUGUGGAAGAGAUUCCCCGUAAUGUGAACGCAGGUCAUUUGGUGACUAAAGUCAGAGCCUAUGACGCAGAUAUAGGAUACAACGGCUGGUUAUUAUUUUCACUGCAGGAAGUUAGUGACCACAGUCUCUUUGGUUUGGACCGCUAUACAGGACAGAUAAGGACCCUUCGCUCAUUCACAGAAACAGACGAGGCCCAGCAUAAACUGCUCAUACUGGUCAAAGACAAUGGGAACAUUUCACUCUCAGCAACAGCUACUGUGAUUGUCAAAGUUGUGGAGCCCAAAGAGGCUUUUGCCGCUUCUGAUGUGAAAAACGCAGUAAAAGACGAGGAGGAAACCAAUGUGACAUUUUAUUUGAUCAUCACUUUGGGCUCAGUUUCAGUGCUUUUUGUCAUCAGCAUCAUCGUGUUGAUUGUGAUGCAGUGCUCUAAAUCGACAGACUAUUCGUCCAAGUAUUUACAGGACACAAAUUACGACGGGACUCUGUGUCACAGCAUCCAGUACAGAUCUGGAGACAAACGGUACAUGUUAGUUGGACCCAGAAUGAGUAUCGGCUCUACUAUAGUCCCUGGCAGUAAUGGAAAUACUCUAGUGAUCCCAGAUCGCAGGAGGAGAUGUUCUGGGGAGUUCCAAGUUGUUGCUACAGACUCUGGAACUCCGUCUCUGAGCAGUAACGUGACAGUGAACGUGUUUAUUCUGGAUCAGAACGACAACGUUCCAGUGAUCUUAUAUCCAGUCAGCGCUAACGGUUCUGCUGAGGGUGUGGAAGAGAUUCCUCGUAAUGUGAACGCAGGUCAUUUGGAAGUUAGUGACCACAGUCUCUUUGGUUUGGACCGCUAUACAGGACAGAUAAGGACCCUUCGCUCAUUCACAGAAACAGACGAGGCCCAGCAUAAACUGCUCAUACUGGUCAAAGACAAUGGGAACGUUUCUCUCUCAGCGACAGCGACUGUGAUUGUCAAAGUUGUGGAGCCCAAAGAGGCUUUUGCAGCUUCUGAUGUGAAAAACACCGUAAAAGACGAGGAGGAAAACAAUGUGACAUUUUAUUUGAUCAUCACUUUGGGCUCGGUUUCAGUGCUUUUUGUCAUCAGCAUCAUCGUGCUAAUUGUAAUGCAGUACUCUAAAUCGACAGACUAUUCGUCCAAGUAUUUACAGGAUACAAAUUACGACGGGACUCUGUGUCACAGCAUCCAGUACAGAUCUGGAGACAAACGGUACAUGUUAGUUGGACCCAGAAUGAGUAUCGGCUCUACUAUUGUUCCUGGCAGUAAUGGAAAUACUCUAGUGAUCCCAGAUCGCAGGAGGAGAGAUUCUGGAGAGUUCCAAGUUGUUGCUACAGACUCUGGAACUCCGUCUCUGAGCAGUAACGUGACAGUGAACGUGUUUAUUCUGGAUCAAUGA